Messenger RNA from Cynara cardunculus var. scolymus (artichoke), 1350 nucleotides. RefSeq names its product O-fucosyltransferase 19-like. Gene Ontology annotation, cellular component: cytoplasm. Lineage: Eukaryota; Viridiplantae; Streptophyta; Magnoliopsida; Asterales; Asteraceae. The transcript is spliced from 8 exons. The coding region runs from base 1 to 1350 and encodes 449 amino acids. The record is from RefSeq and is a predicted model, not a curated record.
AUGGCCAACGAAGAAGAAGACCUUGUCGUUAUCAGGCGUCAAAUUCUAGCUGAAACCAAUCUCAAACAUGUGCAGGCUCCUGGCAUUUGGAGAAAUCCGAGAAGCGAUAACUACCAUGGCUGCAUCGGUCGAUUAACAAGCGAAACAAGAAAUCGAAGUGCUCCUACGAAUGGUUACAUCCUGGUUCAGGCAAAUGGUGGGUUGAACCAAAUGAAAAUGGGGAUAAGUGACAUGGUGGCGAUUGCGAAACUGAUGCAUGCUACGUUGGUUCUUCCAACUUUAGAUCACAAGUCGUUUUGGACUGAUCCGAGUGAUUUUAAAGAUAUAUUCGACGUCAAGCAGUUCAUGGCAACGCUCCAAGAUGACAUCGAGAUAGUAGAGUCGCUUCCACCAGACGUAGCAGGAGUGACACCCGAAGAAAAGGAUCCGAUUUCUUGGUCAAAGGCACGUACUUAUUACGAAGGUGAGAUUCUUCCGCUGUUGACGCGACAGAAAGUGGUUAAGUUUCUCCACACCGAUUCGCGGCUGGCUAACAAUGGCAUCCCAGAUUCCAUCCAAAAGCUCAGGUGCCGAACCAUGUAUGAGGCCCUAAAAUGCACAAAGGAAAUCAACGAGCUUGGAAGAAAGCUGGUCAACAGACUUAAGCAAAACAAUGAGCACUAUCUUGCUCUCCAUUUGAGAUUUGAAAAGGAUAUGCUAGCUUUCACAGGCUGCACUCAUGGGCUUUCCGAAAAGGAAGCAGACGAGCUUAAAGCGUUGAGGUACAGCGUAAAGCGUUGGAAGGUUAAAAAGAUAAAAAGCAGGCGAAACAGGCAACAAGGGAAUUGCCCGUUGACGCCUAGAGAGUCCGCUAUAUUUCUACAGGCGUUGGGAUUUCCUUCGAGUACGAAGAUCUAUAUAGUGGCGGGUGAGAUCUAUGGAGAACACGGACUCGAUGAUUUUAAAGAGAAAUAUCCGAACGUAUACACGCACUCGACUUUGGCAACCGAGGAUGAGUUGAAGCCUUUUAAAAGAUUUCAUAACCAGCUUGCAGCAUUGGAUUAUACACUAGCACUUGCGAGUGAUGUUUUUGUAUACACCUAUGACGGAAACAUGGCUAAGGCUAUCCAAGGCCAUCGGAUGUUCAGAGGCUUUCAGAAAACCAUUUAUCCCGAUAAAAGAAAUUUUGUGAGGAUGUUGGAUGAACUUGACAGAAGGAACUUGAGUUGGGAAGAUUUCUCAUCAGAGGUUAAGAACCUGCAUGCAAAUAGAACAAGCAGGCCGCGACGGAGAGUAGGUGGAGUGAAGCCAAAACACGAAGAGAACUUCUAUGCAAAUCCAUUCCCUGGUUGCAUAUGCGAGAAUAGAUAG